CUUUCAUUUCCCUCCACACAAUCAACCAUUUGCCUUAUCUCCAAACCCAAACCAAAAUGCCCAGAAAACUCCUUUACCAUUAUUCCUUUCAACUACAACAUUAUGCUCUUUUCUUUGAGCUCAAAAAAUAAUAAUUAAAGGGUAAAAAAAAUAAAACACAAUUAGCAUCUUAAGCUAAAAAAAUGGCUUCCAAACUAGGUGUAGCAGCUUUAACUUCACCUAGGAUAUUUACUGCUCCAACUCCAAAACGCGCAGUUACAAUCUUCUCUGCUUCUUCUUCAUUCAAGGAUGCUUCUGCUCAGUUCAUGGGUGUUCGCCGUCUUGCGGUUCGACGUAGAUUCUUAUUGCUUACCCCCAACGCUGCUACUGAUAAGCAAGGUCAAACUGAAGCAGAAGACGAAAUGGUAGACAGUAAUAUGUUGCAGUACUGCAGUCUUGACCAGAAGAAGGGAAAGAAAUCAAUAGGGGAGAUGGAACAGGAAUUCUUACAAGCGCUGCAAUCAUUCUACUAUGAGGGAAAGGCUGUCAUGUCAAACGAGGAAUUUGACAAUCUCAAGGAAGAGUUAAUGUGGGAAGGAAGCAGCGUAGUAAUGCUAAGUCCUGAUGAGCAGAGGUUUUUAGAAGCUUCCAUGGCAUAUGUCGCUGGAAAUCCAAUUUUGUCUGAUAAAGAGUUUGAUGAACUAAAGCUGAAACUUAAGACGGAAGGUAGUAUGAUCGUUGUGGAGGGUCCUCGAUGCAGUCUUAGGAGUAGAAAGGUUUACAGUGAUCUCACUGUCGACUACUUCAAAAUGUUCCUGUUGAACGUUCCAGCUGCUGUCGUUGCCCUUGGACUGUUUUUCUUCCUGGAUGAUUUGACUGGAUUUGAGAUCACACUCCUGUUGGAGCUUCCAGAGCCUUUCAGUUUCAUUUUCACAUGGUUUGCUGCUCUGCCUGCAAUACUGUGGUUAUCUCAGGCCAUUACAAAGCUUAUUGUUCGAGAUUUCCUCAUUUUGAAGGGUACUUGUCCUAACUGUGGUACAGAGAACCUCUCCUUUUUUGGGACUAUUCUUUCGGUUUCCAGUGGUGGUGCCACCAACAAAGUGAAAUGCUCAAACUGUAGCACGGAAUUAGAAUUCGAUUCAAAAAUGCGUCUAUUGACAAUACCAGAAGGAAGCCAAGCUUAAGGAGAAGACUUUGUGCAAGCUAUUGAAGUGUAUGUUCAGCCGAAAAUGCAAAUGUGUGGAACUUGUGUUAUACCAGAGGAAUAUGUAUUUCUUUGAAGAUUUAGAUGGUUAAGAUCAACAGGCUCUUCUGAACUGCUUGUCGCAAAUUUGUAGGGUGUAAUAGUUCACAAAUAAAUUUCGGUAACCUAUGUAUAUUCCAGUAAACUUCCUGCAUACUAGAGGCAGAGUAAAAGUGAAUAUUCUCUGUAUGUAAUUCUUAUACAGGCUCUUGAACCAUUGGAUUCCAGUGAAACAAACAACUCAAUUAUAUGUUCA
Chenopodium quinoa (quinoa) is the source of this 1478-nucleotide messenger RNA. RefSeq names its product PGR5-like protein 1B, chloroplastic. The record is from RefSeq and is a predicted model, not a curated record. Gene Ontology annotation, biological process: photosynthetic electron transport in photosystem I. The transcript has 11 exons. NCBI's taxonomy places the organism in Eukaryota, Viridiplantae, Streptophyta, Magnoliopsida, Caryophyllales, Amaranthaceae. Gene Ontology annotation, cellular component: chloroplast thylakoid membrane. The coding region runs from base 183 to 1163 and encodes 326 amino acids. Gene Ontology annotation, molecular function: oxidoreductase activity, acting on iron-sulfur proteins as donors.